This is a messenger RNA of Mauremys reevesii (Reeves's turtle), 1949 nucleotides long. RefSeq names its product homeobox A9 (gene HOXA9). The record is from RefSeq and is a predicted model, not a curated record. Gene Ontology annotation, molecular function: RNA polymerase II cis-regulatory region sequence-specific DNA binding; DNA-binding transcription factor activity, RNA polymerase II-specific. Gene Ontology annotation, cellular component: nucleus. Gene Ontology annotation, biological process: embryonic skeletal system morphogenesis; DNA-templated transcription; proximal/distal pattern formation. Bases 72 to 863 code for a protein of 263 amino acids. The transcript is spliced from 2 exons. Lineage: Eukaryota; Metazoa; Chordata; Testudines; Geoemydidae.
UGCAAGGACCAAGUUGUUACAUGAAAUCUGCAGUUUCAUAAUUUCAGCAGGUCCUGCUCUGUGUUUGUUGAAUGGCAAUGUCGACUUCAGGGACGCUCAGCAAUUAUUAUGUGGACUCUUUCAUAAUUCACGAGAGUGAAGACCUGGUGCAGUCCAGAUAUGCCUCUGCUCCACUGGCACCGCCAACGAGACAGCCAGCCCUGAGCGAGCACCCUGAAUUCACCCCAUGCAGUUUUCAGUCGAAAACUUCAGUCUUUAGCACUUCCUGGAACCCCGUUCACCCUCCGAGCGCUAAUAACGUGCCCACUGUGUACCAUCCAUAUGUGCAUCACCAGGCACCAAUGGCAGCGCCUGACGGCAGGUACAUGCGUUCGUGGCUAGAGCCUAUGCCGGGCUCAUUGUCUUUCCCUGGGUUACCUUCCAGCAGGCAUUACGGCAUUAAACCUGAACCGCUCGCGGCCAGAAGGGGUGACUGUACCACGUUUGACACUCACACGUUGUCUCUGUCUGAUUAUGCUUGUGGUUCUCCUCCAGCUGAUAGGGAUAAGCAACCCAACGAUGGUGCGUUCUCUGAAAACAAUGGAGAAAAUGAGACAAACGGAGAAAAACCACAGAUUGAUCCAAAUAAUCCAGCUGCAAAUUGGCUGCACGCAAGAUCCACCCGGAAAAAGCGCUGUCCCUACACCAAGCACCAAACGCUGGAACUGGAAAAGGAGUUUUUGUUCAAUAUGUAUCUCACUAGGGACCGUAGAUACGAAGUGGCGAGACUCCUUAAUUUAACUGAGAGACAAGUGAAAAUCUGGUUUCAAAACAGGAGGAUGAAAAUGAAGAAAAUCAACAAAGACCGAGCAAAGGAUGAAUAAUGAGGAAACACAGGUUACUUUCUUUUUUAAAGAAAAUUCUCCCUCCCCCCGCUCCAACCUCACCACAUAAUGCGACUGUGCCCAGGCCUAAUUUUUUUGUCAUGGCAAAUUCUAAUGGUUAAUGUACCUUGUAACAGUAGCAUUGAAAUAUCGGUUUGCCAGUGCUACUGCGGAGGUACCGUAAUACUUUCCAUUUUAUAAUAGGAAAGAAAAAGGGGGCAUUAGCGCGGAAGGCUGUUUGUGGGCUUGUAUAAUUCUACCUGUUCUUCACUUACAAAGAAACAAAACAAAACACAAAAAAAACUACCUUUUCAUAAUGCACAACUAUUUGCGGACUGUAGAGUUUAGACUACGUAGUUAAUUUAAUUUGCCCUUUGCGCGGCAGAGAGAGGUCUGCUGUAAUACUUGAACACUGUGUUUUAUUGUGGUAAUUAUGUUUGUGACUCAACUUAUGUGCUUGGGUGCUGUACCAGAUGUGAUUGUGAAAGCUAGAAUUCAAUUUGAACUCAGGUUGUUUAUUAUAUAAAAGUUGCAUAGAGUAUAGCUCUGUAGUGUAAGUCUUUUCUGUAUAACUAGACAGUAAACCUUUGAUUGUAAUAUCUACCUAUCCCCAACUUAUAUAUAGAGAUAUCUAUAUAUAUACCAAUUUAAACAAACAAAAUCAUAAUAAAAAAAUCCCUGGGAUAUCUAAGAAUUAUGGUUCUCAAACUAUUACCAAGCAGGUCAUUUUAGUAUGAAAAGUUGAUAUAUAUAGUACUGUCUUUGUCAGCUGUAUAUAUAAUCUAUAUAUUAAGGGAAAAGUAAAUAAUCAGACUAGCUUAAAUAUUGUUUUUGCACCAGUAAGCAGUUAUCAGAUUUCGGAGCUAUACAUAUAUGUGAAAAGGGUAACUACCUAUGGUUUACGUUUUAAUUUUAAUCAAAUAAUUUGAAGCCUAUUGUAAUGAAGUUUAAUGUUAUUGAUAAUAAAUUAUACAGUAUAAAAAGCUACAUUUGGUUAUUGUAGAUUUGUAUCGAAUAUAAAAAUCUGGGAAGUUAUGUUUAUGCAGAACAUACACUGUAUAUUUUGCAAUAGUUACCUCAUGGCCU